UCGCUCAAUCGCGGGUCUAUCUCUGCUGCGAUGUUAUCAGCUUGUAUGGAAACGACUGGAUUCGCGUUAAGUCUUGGUUAAACACUCAGUCUACAAACAUGUUUUAGUCUCAGCGAUUGGCUGCGAGGUCUUAACGAUUGUUGAAAAUUUAAGGGCUCGUUUUUCGGACUCGUUUUUGGCUCGGCUCAAAUCUGUAUCAUAAAUCUGCCGCAGAAGUUUUCACCGAGGCUGAAUUGUAAAGACCAAUCUUUUUUUAGCUGACGUUGUCUCUAAUUCAUCGGAAACAAAUUGCCCCACGCCACAUGUAAAGGUUGAGGUGCAGCGAUGAUUGGCGGAGUGGACCAGAUCUUGUACAGCGUGGCCUGCCAGCUCAAGUCGCCGGACUGGAAGGCGGUAGCCAAGCGGCUGGGGCUGAGCGAUCGGCAGGUCCGGCACAUCGCCGAUAACUGCUACUCGGACCUGCGGCAGCAGCCGUACCAGGCCCUGCUGCAGUGGCGGCGCGCCCGCGAGGAGGCCACGGUGGUGGAGCUGGUGCAGGCCCUGAAGGACAGCGGGCAGGCCACGGUGUCUGAGUACAUCGAGAGGACGUACCUCGCUCCUGACGCCAACCAGGAUGCCAACAUGUCGGUGGGGUACCGACAGAUCAUCUUCCUGAACCGCCCGACGCUGGAGCGGGAGGUCCGGGUCGAUCCCGUGGUGGAGUACCUGGCGGAGAAGGGCACGCUGGGUAAGGCGCAGCAGUCGGAGCUGAGGCGGGUGGGGACGUCGCGAGGCCGGCUGCUCAGGUUGUUGGACAUGCUGCCGGUCCUCGGGGACCAGGCCUUCCACGACUUCUGCGACGCCGUCAGACACGGGGCCGGACAGCCCGACUUGGCGGAUGUCUUGGAGAGACCGGCGGAAAAAGUCAGAGUCCCGCGAGUCCCGCCGAUCGACAUGACGGAGAUGCAGACAGACGAUACCGAGGACAGCAGCUACAGGAGCACGCCGGAACCACCAGUCCGCCCAAUGAUCAUCACAAACGGAAUCCGUCCCAGGAAGGGUGAGCCCGUCCAGGUGUCCAAACUCGGCCACGCAGUCACCCUCAAAUGCAAAUUCUACCUGAACCCCCACCUGCCGCCCAGAAUAACGUGGCUCAAAGGUCGCAAACUGUCCACGGCGACAAUCAUCUUCGACGGGUUCUUCUACCGGUCCAACGCACCCUACUCCCCGAGAGAGUUCACGCAGGCCUUCGGGGAAUAUGAGCAUCGGCUCCGGCUGGACGAGCGCGAGUUCCCGGCGAUCACCCUGUACCACGUAGGGCCUGAAGACGCUGAUAGGUACUGGUGUAGGGUGUCCGCCAAGAGGACCAUCACAGGCUCUGUGGUUCUACAAUGUUCAGACGACCCCGAGACGGUUGCCAGGCAGACGCCACGAGAGAACUCCCCGGUGCCCCUGAGAGUGACUCCCCGGUCCCGCAGCGGCUCGCCCCGCAGGGUACGCCUUCAACGAGCGGGACAGGUGGAUCCAGACCGCCGACGAGACGUACCUCAACAGACGGCGUUUUGCUGACCAACUGUGCUGAUGAAUGUUAUACUUAUAGGCUGUUUUGUAGAUUAUAAAAAUAUUACAUUGAUUUCGCUUGUUCUUUGAUAGAUAAAAUAACACAGAAUGAUCUUCAAUGUAAUGGCUCUCCCAGUCAGCACAGUUUGUACAUUUUAGUCCCUUUAUAAUAUCUUGUAUAUCUAUCUGUGACAGUUGAAAUGAGAGACUUCUACAUUGAAUAUGAUUAUUCCUUUCUCUAUCUAAAGUUGUAAUAUUUUCAUCACACCUGUGAAUAUUACUGAUCCUUUGAUGUCAAUAUGUUGUGUGCAUAGGAGAAGAUGCCCAAUUUUCUUAAGGCCUUUUCAAUCUUCAAGCAAUGUUUGUGUUCUUCAUAUGGAUGGCCAGACAGAAACACACUGGCUGAUUGUUUAAGUCCUAAAAUGGCUUAAAAAUCUUUGUCAAGAAAUAAAUGCAUGUUGUACACGCUGCCCCUACUGAACAUUUGUGAUCAUGUUUACUUGCAUUGAAAAAGAGACAGUAGUCAUCAACAUUCUGCUGAAUACUUAUUAUGUGUAUCAACUGUAUCCCCAUAUUUGUUGGAAGACAGAGUCUUUGUCACUACAACAACUUAGAGAUCACAGAAUGCUGAGUACACAAAACUAGUGCUAAAUCUAAUACGCCAUACCCUCUACCACACCCUUACAGUAACUUACACAGAAAGGCUGAGUGAGGAAACUAUUCACACAUAUUGAAAACAGCCCUAAACAGACAUACUGUUCUAAUGACCAGCUAGCACCUUAAAGUAUUCUGUGGUUUAAAUAUAAACAUCAAUGGAAAUAAAUCUUACUACAUUCCCAAAAAAGUUUAAUGCUGAUGACAGCUAGCCUACAGGUACAACAAUGGAAUGUGAAAAAAAGAGCAUUCACAGCAUUGUCCAAAGGGACCAAGCUUAUUUCUGUGCUAAGUUGAUAAUCUACAUGUGUACAGCUUGUUUACACAUUAUUUCAUGAAAUACAUUAUA
This is a messenger RNA of Branchiostoma belcheri (Belcher's lancelet), 2542 nucleotides long. RefSeq lists its product as uncharacterized. The record is from RefSeq and is a predicted model, not a curated record. Gene Ontology annotation, biological process: signal transduction; regulation of apoptotic process. The coding region runs from base 325 to 1548 and encodes 407 amino acids. NCBI's taxonomy places the organism in Eukaryota, Metazoa, Chordata, Leptocardii, Amphioxiformes, Branchiostomatidae. Gene Ontology annotation, molecular function: death domain binding; protease binding. The transcript is spliced from 6 exons.